Molecule: messenger RNA, 546 nt
Organism: Aspergillus fischeri NRRL 181
Lineage: Eukaryota; Fungi; Ascomycota; Eurotiomycetes; Eurotiales; Aspergillaceae
Exons: 2
Coding region: 1-546 (181 amino acids)
Biological process (GO): acetyl-CoA biosynthetic process
Cellular component (GO): cytosol
Molecular function (GO): acetyl-CoA synthetase activity
Source: RefSeq, a predicted model, not a curated record
AUGCCCUCCUACAUUAUCCACGUCGGGCCCGACUGGCGAGCAAGCCAUCCCAGCCUGCCGCACCUCGCCAGUCUAUUCGAGCAUCAUGCCCUCUACGAACAGCCAUCCAAUCACCCCUCCCAGUUCUGGUCAGAGCAAGCCCGCCAGCUCCUAGGCUUUGACAAGGACUUCCACACCCCGCACAUUGGAUCCCCGGCGAACGGCAACAGCGCCCGGUUCCUUGGCGGCAAGCUCAACGCUUCAAUCCACUGCGUCGACCGACACGCCGUUGAGGUGCCAGACCGAAUCGCACUCAUAUAUGAGCCAGACAGCCCGACCGAUGCCAGCCACCAAACCCAGCCAAGCGGGCCGUCGGAAUUAGGGUACGGAAAAUCGUUUACUUUUGCGUCGGCAGGAAUUGUCGGUGUUUUUGUUCUCCAGUUUGCGCUCUAUACGCUGAACGAAGAGAGGAAGAGAUUGAGUGAAGACGAGGUCAGGCAAAUGUAUACGGAGGAUGAGUUAGAAGGGAUGGAGGAGAAGAGUCCGUUCUUCAGGUAUACGUUGUAA